AUGGUAAAAAACCAAUCAUGUGUUGGAGUUUUUAUAAUGUUUACUUGCAAAAGAUUACUAUGGAUUAUCAAAGAUAAAGGGGAAUCUUGGACAGGUCAAUAUUUUCGCGAUAUUGUUUUGAUUGAAAAUGUAAUUCCUUUCUUAAAAAAUGAAGAAAAUGUUAUUGAUCCUGAUGAAGUUAUAUUUGUUCACGAUAAAGCACCGUGUAUGCGAGCAAAUAAAACUCAACAUUUGCUCCAAGACAACGAUGUCAAAUUUUGGGGUAAUGAUAUCUGGCCAGGAAAUUCACCUGAUCUCAAUGUGGCAGAACACAUCGGAUCAAUAAUCAAAGAUGAAGUUGAAAAAAAAAUGUCAUCGGAAAGUGGACAUAAUCGAUAUCUUGAAGAAACGCUCAAAAUGCACGUCGCAAAUGUUUUAGCAAGCAUGGAAGAAGAUACUGAACUAUUUGAAACUCUUCUAUGCUCAUAUCCAUCUCGAUUUCGUGCUGUAAAAAAUGCUAAUGGUCGUCACACAGAUUAUUGA
Messenger RNA from Rotaria sp. Silwood1, 522 nucleotides. Lineage: Eukaryota; Metazoa; Rotifera; Eurotatoria; Philodinida; Philodinidae. The record is from the annotation of a GenBank genome assembly.